AUGCUGCUAGGCCAAGACGCGGAGCCGUGGGUCGGGGGGGGGACUGAGCGGGAGACUGAGCGGGAGACUGGAGGGAAGGUGCUGGGUCUGGAGGCUCCUGGUCGUGCUGGUUCAGUUGGGCCUGGGGGUGUUGAGGAGGGCCAGGAUCUGCUCCAGGAGGAAGGCGUUGCCGACUUUCAGAAAAUUGAGGACCUCGAGAGCUAUACGUUUACCCCUUUCAAGUUUGAGGAAGUUCCCACGCGUGGAGCUCGUCCCCAUGCAAGGAGUGGGCACCGCGUGGUCUGCAGUGAGACUGCCAUCUAUUCCUUUGGGGGCUACAACCCCGAGACCACAGGCCCCCACCGGGAGAGUCGCUUCUUCCCGCUCUUCCAGGAGCUUUGGAAGCUGAAUUUUGCAACAGGGAGAUGGAAGCAGUUGCCUCUGAGGGGAGACUGCCCGGAUAAGCUUGCCUCCCACUGCGCCAAUCGAUAUGAUCAGUAUUUGCUCGUUUACGGGGGGACUUCCGUCCCGUUUGGGCACGAAUCCAGCAAUGAGCUCCUCUUCUGUGAUCUCAACAGCCUGGAGUGGCACGUCUUCCCAACCCAGGGGGUACACCCACAAAGAAUGUAUGGACAGGGGCUCGUGAGGAAUGGGAUGGAUGUGUACAUCAUCGGAGGCACGACGGGUCAUCAAUACUGCAGUGACGUUCAUCACUUGGAUCUGAAGACCGGAACGUGGACUUCGCUUCCGUUCACCAACUAUCCUGAGCCCAGGUACCGCCACGAGAUUGUUUUCCACAACAACAUACUGAUUGUGUUUGGUGGGGGGACGAACAUGGAGGCAUAUGGACUCAUCAAGCUCCCAGCAUAUGACCUUCAAAAAAAGAACUGGACAGUGAUUGCAACACAGGGUGACGUGGAAUGCGGUGGGAUGUUCCCUGCCCCAAGACGGUGCCUUUCGUUGACCCACGUCGGCCAGUUCGUAUACAUCUGUGGUGGGCUGGGGUCUCAGUAUGUUGCAUACGAUGAUCUCUGGCAACUCGACCUGACCUCGUUCCGCUGGAGGAGGAUGCCCACUGACCUUCCUCAGUCGCUGUACUUCCAUUCGGCAGAUGUCACUCCAGAAGGGAAGAUGUACGUGUUCGGUGGGGUGACCGGAGAGGUGUUCGCUCCCGAGAGAACGAACUCUGUGUAUUCGAUCUGGUUGAAGAUCCCCAGCCUGAAAGAGAUGUGCUGGGAGGCUGUUCUCCACUAUGCACCUUGGCUGGACAAGGUUCCUUCCCAGAACCUUGUUGAAGCUGGGGUCCCCCAAGACCUGGCAAAUCGGGUCGGGGACUUUCUGGCGGACGUCGGCUGACCUCGACCCCGUCGUCCGCCCGCUGCGUGUCUCUCUCCUCCCUACUAUUAUAUUCAGUGUGGGACCCCUAGAGAUUCUAAGUCCAUAUUGCUUUUGCUUUAAAUGUCUGUGCUCAACUGCGAAAUGAGUCCUUGAAUGAUGCCUUGGCUCACCCCAAGUCUCAACCAUAUGUGGAGCGUUUCUCAUCAUUGCUUCUCAUAUUCUGCUUUGCAAGUUGACAUGUAUGAGAAACAAAAGUGAUUGAGUUUACUAUUGUCAUCGGUAUAGGUGCACAUUCCUGCAUUGCCUCGGCCAUGUAGGUCGGUCACUGUUAUUGGUAUGUAUCCAAGAACAAUUUAUUUGCUUGAUUUGGAACUUUCUCUUAAAAUGUUACUUCAUUGUUACCAUGAAUGGCCGAAUUUCAUACCCCAGUAUCAUAUGAUUUAUCGUUUACCUGUGACAGUCAGCCUCACCUUAAGAUGUACUCUUCGUCAUCCAGAACAAUUCUGGAAAUACUUUGUGUUCAUCAGUUAACCUUGGAAGGAAGACCCUAGAGAGGACAGGUAAUGUUGGCAAAUGAAUGUCUUCAAUUAAGGUUUAGUUGAGGAUAGUGGAAGAUUUUCUUUUUACAUCGUAAUGGAUGGAAUGUUUUCUUUGUCUCGCUCCCAUCACCACGGGUGUCCUUUGCCAUGAAUAGAUAACCCAUGCCUUCCUCUAGCAACCAAAGAACCAUACAAAAGACAUUUUUGACCAAGUUACCCUGGCUGUUUCCUUUUCCAAAUUCACGAAUCGCCAAUUACCUCUGAUACCA
This is a messenger RNA of Darwinula stevensoni, 2125 nucleotides long. The record is from the annotation of a GenBank genome assembly. NCBI's taxonomy places the organism in Eukaryota, Metazoa, Arthropoda, Ostracoda, Podocopida, Darwinulidae.